AUGGCUGCAGCUCCACCCUCCCACUCGCGCAUCGCCGACGCUGCUCGCUCCGCCGCCGCCGGAUCCGUGGCUGGCGCCUCCGUCUCGGCGGUGCUCCAGCCGUUCGACACGCUGCGGACGCGGCUGCAGGCGGACGCGACCACGGGCACUGCCAGGCCGGUCGGCGCGACGCUCCGCGCCAUCGCCGCCGAAGGCCACGGCGUGAGCAGCCUCUGGCGAGGCUCCACGGCGACCGUGCUCCGAGUCGGCGGCGGGGCCGGUCUCCACUUCUUCUCGCUGCAGCUGCUGCGCGGUGCCGCGGCUGGCGGGAGCGGACAGCGGCCUCAGUGGGUCGGUGAUGCGGCGAUGGGUGGGACGGCGCGCGCCGUGGCGGUGUUCGCCAUGUGCCCGCUCACGACCGUCAAGACGCGGAUGGAGGCGAGGCGGCGCUUUCGAGACAGAUAA
Molecule: messenger RNA, 444 nt
Organism: Emiliania huxleyi CCMP1516
Lineage: Eukaryota; Haptophyta; Isochrysidales; Noelaerhabdaceae
Exons: 1
Coding region: 1-444 (147 amino acids)
Biological process (GO): glycine import into mitochondrion
Cellular component (GO): mitochondrion
Molecular function (GO): glycine transmembrane transporter activity
Source: RefSeq, a predicted model, not a curated record